UUUAAUAAAACGAAAUCGCGAAACUGUGAAUUUCUUGAUAUAAAUGAAUGUAAAAGCGGUAUAAUUUAAACACCAAUACAAACGAGAAAUUCGCAGUAAACUGUUCGAAAACAGGAAACACGUCACAGUAACUCGUGACGUCACAGCAAAACGACGCCAAACAUCGAACUAUUAGUGACAGAUUCAGAUUGAACUGAUCACUCUUGGUCUCAACUCCGCAAAUGUCAGCAGUAAGGAACACCCUGAAUUAUUCUUGUCCAUCUCUACCGCAGUCUAUAAUAAUUGCAGAAAUGAUGUCAGUUAAAACUGCUCAGCAUUGUGUACAAGCACCCGCCAUCUACAGCGCCAGCAGAGGACAGGAUUAUACCUUGGAGCCUGAGUGUGGCAUCAGUAUUGGAUGCAGUCAUCCGAUUUACCAGAAUUUCAGCCUCAAUGCUGCUACUAGAGACAUGUCAGCCCCUGAGAUCUGUUCUUCCACCGUCAGCCUGCCACAGAGUGUAGCAACCAUGAGCUCACCAAGCUCUCUGCACAGCUCUCAGGAAGUUACUGAGGUGACCUCACACAAGAGGGAGCUCCGCCUGAUAAAGAACAGGGAAGCUGCACGGGAAUGCCGACGCAAGAAGAAAGAGUAUGUCAGAUCUCUUGAAAAUCGUGUGACUUUGCUGGAAAAGCAAAACAAGGCACUCAUCGAAGAACUCGAGGCCUUAAAAGUCUUGUACUGUCACUUGUAAUUACUGAAUGCAUUUAGGCAAAACUACUUUUCACUCCGUUUAUGUACAUUUGAUUGUAUCUACCUCACAUACUGUACACCUGACAUAUAUUUAAAAUGACCCUUAACAGUGAAGUAAAUAUUU
Messenger RNA from Clarias gariepinus (North African catfish), 854 nucleotides. RefSeq names its product cAMP-responsive element modulator-like. Gene Ontology annotation, cellular component: nucleus; transcription regulator complex. The record is from RefSeq and is a predicted model, not a curated record. Gene Ontology annotation, molecular function: RNA polymerase II cis-regulatory region sequence-specific DNA binding; DNA-binding transcription factor activity, RNA polymerase II-specific. The transcript has 5 exons. Lineage: Eukaryota; Metazoa; Chordata; Actinopteri; Siluriformes; Clariidae. Gene Ontology annotation, biological process: regulation of transcription by RNA polymerase II. The coding region runs from base 222 to 731 and encodes 169 amino acids.